UGUUUUUGAAUUUUUGCAGAAACUUGUUUCCAUCAAAUCUCAUUGCUGCAGCAUUUCGAUCGUAUGCAACUGAAUAUAAAGCAGUAGUAAGAAAUGCAACAAUAGGAAAUGUUACCAUUGAAAAGUAUAUCACCGAUUAUAAAGAGGUAAUAAAUGCUAACUUUGGGAACGCUACCAUUGAAAAGUUUCCCGUUGGCACUGAGACCGAAGGAAUGAAUAUCCUGGGGCUUGUCCUUUUUGCUCUGGUUUUGGGAGUAGCAUUGAAAAAGCUUGGUCCUGAAGGGGAGGAACUCAUUCGUUUCUUUAAUUCUUUCAAUGAAGCAACCAUGGUCUUGGUAUCUUGGAUUAUGUGGUAUGUACCUCUUGGCAUUAUGUUUCUCGUUGGAAGCAAGAUCGUGGAAAUGGAUGAUAUUAUCCUGCUGGUGACAAGCCUUGGAAAAUAUAUCUUUGCUUCAAUUCUGGGCCAUGUAAUCCAUGGAGGGAUCAUUUUACCACUUAUUUAUUUUUCAAUCACACGCAAAAACCCAUUCACCUUUCUGUUAGGACUUAUAACUCCACUUACAACUGCCUUUGCUACUUGUUCCAGCUCUGCAACUCUUCCGUCAAUGAUCAAAUGCAUUGAAGAUAACAAUGGGGUGGACAAACGAAUUAGCAGAUUUAUUUUGCCUAUUGGUGCUACUGUUAACAUGGAUGGAGCUGCUAUUUUCCAGUGCAUAGCUACUGUCUUUAUUGCUCAACUGAACAACUACAAACUCAAUAUUGGACAGAUCUUUACCAUUCUUGUUACUGCAACUGCAUCCAGUGUAGGAGCUGCUGGAAUCCCAGCUGGAGGAGUUCUAACCAUAGCUAUUAUCUUGGAGGCCAUUGGACUACCCACCAAUGAUAUCUCACUCAUAUUGGCAGUGGACUGGAUUGUGGACCGGACCACUACAGUUGUGAAUGUAGAAGGGGAUGCCUUCGGCGCUGGUAUCCUUCACUAUCUGAAUGAGAAAGAAACUAAGGAGAAGCAGGCAGAACUGAUUGAAGUCCAUGUAGAGGCUGUUCCAAACAUUAAGGCUGACGAAGAAACAUCACCUUUGGUCAUGCAGAAGAACCAGGCUCUGCCACCUAGCACUCUAUUGCCUAGCACUAAAGAUGUUGAAUCUAAAGAAUCAGUCCUAUGAAUGAGAGGGAUGUGGGGGUCAGUCUGCUGAUACUAUGUUUUUGUUUUGGAGACAACAUCUAACUCUGAGUAGGUACCGUUUGGUCUUAUGGAGUUCAGCAGGUGUAUCCCUUUCCUGCUCUGGUGGUGUGGAACACAAGUGGUAGCCAGCUGCAGACUACUGAGUAUGUGCAACAGUGUUGUGUGUGUGUGUGUGCAUGUGUGGUGUGCCCCCUCUCCACUCUGAGAAAAGAAACUUCUGCAAUAGAAUAUUGAUGUUUCACAUUUAUGUGUGCUAGUGCAAAUUAAGCCACACAUAUACCAAUGUGAAUGAAAGCUAUUUCAGCAAGGUCCCCCCCCCCCUUUUGUUGACAUACAGAUAUAUGGUAAAUGGCAAAGGUUAGAAUAUACCCAGUGAUGUCACCAUGUUAGCUUGAGUUAUACAGGAAGUAAGAUUGAGUUUCUCCAGUUAUUGUAUCAAACCUAUGUUGGAUUUUGAAAGAUGGCUUCUUCUCUUGGAGAAAUCAGAAAAAUCAAACUUAUUUGAGAAAGUAUGGAAAACUGCUGUUGAUCUGGGGCAUGAGUGGAUUUUCUGUCACUGGAUGUCCAGGGGGGACAUGGACCCACCCACCCCCGUAAAAUAGAACAAAACCACUUCUGUUUUUGAAAAACAGGGUGUUUUUUAAAACAGUGAACAGAAAGGAGUCUGCAAACUGUUCCUCUUGAAGGCUUCCUGUAGACUAGAGGCUUUUUGCUAUCUCUCUCUCUCAUUGGGGGGGGGGGGACAAAAAUAAUGAUCCAGGUUGAGGGCUGCAAAGAUAGCUUGGGGUAGGGGUUAUCUGCACCCUGCAGUCGGCAUUUUGCCAAUUCCUGUCUUUUAGAAUCUAAAUGGAAUCUAGCCAAUAUACACCAGAUAGGUAUGCUACUGGCAAUUUGUCCUGACAGUCCUGGAAAGUUCAUUUUUAAUGUUUAUUUCUGCCUUCCACAACCCCUUCCACAAGACAUAUAAAACAACUGUGUGUAUUGAACAUUUCAGUGGCCUGAUAUGAAAUGGCAAGAAGCUGGAUCCCCACCUACUGCUAUCUAAAAAUGUUCACCAUGACAUUCAUCUGGCAACUUCAAAGCCUUUUUUCAUGGAGGACACUUCUUUUUUUAAUACAGGUGACUGCUGUUCAUGCAGAGCAGAUGCAUUUGUGAUGAGUGUGAGAAUUCUGGAUGGCUUUUAACUAUAAUAUAAUGUUGACCUUGGUCCCAUUGAAGCAAGUGCUGAUUUAUGCUUCGUGUGAAGAUGCCCUAACUUUGCUUUUCUGUCUAUUGCUAGUACUGCAGGUUGUUGUUAACUGCCCUCGAGUUGGCUCUGACUUACGGCGACCCUGUGAAUGAGAUAUCGCCAAGACCCCCUGUCCACUGCUCUGCUUAGGUCCUGUAGAUUCAUGCCCGUAACCUCCUUGAUUCAGUCUAUCCAGAUAAACUUAGCUUAUUUGGAGGAAUACGUACCAGAGAAAGGCAUUGCACAGUGUUCCCUAUGAUGGUACCAGUUUGCAUUCUGCACAAGAGUUACAAAUUAAAAUUACAUGUUUGAACCUUCAGGAAGUUUCAGCAAUUAACUUAGCACUGAUUAAAAAUUAUCCUUAGUUAAUUUUGCACACAUUCUGGCAAGAAAUGAAACAGUUGAAAAAUCAUUUUUCCUAACAGUCUGAAGUAAUCUGAUUAGUAGAACUUGUAAAUUCACUAAUCCUCAGGGAAAUAUCUGAAUUUUCAAGUAACAAAUGCACAGUAAUAAAAAAGCAAAAUGAACUACAGUAGUCAUCUGCAAGCAAAAAGAGUCAAAAUAGACAAAAUGGUUUAAAUCCAGUUGCUGAUCCCAAUUAGAGUUAGCCCAUUAAACAAAUGCUUAAUGGUUAGUCAGUGUUUAUGUUAUGUCCCAUUGAUUCAAUGGAUCUAUUAUACUUGGAAUUAGUAAUUGGAUAUAGUCCUUUAUCUAUUUUUGAAAUGUAAAACUGGUAAACUGUGGAGUUGCCAAUCCAUCUGAAUCAGUCUGUGGAUGGAUGGUUUAAUCUUUUUUCACUGUACCAUUUCUCCAAUAUUAAAGAGCCCUGUCCUGCUACUGUGAGGUGUGUAAGGUGUGGGGAAGGAAAGUUGUCAUACUUCUCUUACCUACAUUAAUUGGUACAUUGUUAUAAGUUAGAAUUAGAGAGGGGCUCAGUUGUAUGUAACUUCUUUGUUUUGAAAGAACUCAAGAGCCUUGCUGGAUCAGACCCAAAGCCUAUCUUAUCCAGCGUCAUAUUUCCUAUGGUGGCCAACAUACAAAGUCCAUAAGCGGAACAUGAGAGCAAUAGUCCCCAGCUCUCAGGUUUUCCUCCAGCAGCUGGUAUACAGAGGCACAGUGCCUUUGAUGUUGCAGGUAAUAUGUAGAACCCAUAACUAGUAGCCAUUGACAGCCUUAUCCUUCCAUUAAGUUUUUUAUUUCUUGAGUACUUUGUAUUUCCUGAGUCCCCAGCUUCAAUCAGUGAAACCAUCUUCUAAUAUUAUGGCAGAGGAAGAGAAGAGUCUUUCUGUUUCCUCUGCAUCAUGAAUAACUAUCCACAUACUCAGCCAUUUUUUUUUCUGAGCUGGAAAGCCCCAAAUAUUGUAGCCAUCUAUCCUAGGAUAGAUGAUCUAGCCCCUUGAUGAUUUUGCCUUAUCUUUUCUGUACUUUUCCGAGUGUUACAGUAUCUUUUGUGAGAUGUGAGUACUAGGACCAUGUACAUUAUUCCAAGUGUGGUAAAAGGCAAGACACUAGAAAGCAGAAAAUGACUAAGCAAAGGUUCAGUGGCAAGUGGGGUGGGAAGAGAGUGUACAUAUAGCACCAAGAGAAGGUAGUACACUUUUCUUUUCACUGAAGCAACAAUUUCUUGUCUGGGCUAAACCUUUUCAGACUGCUGGUGGGACUCACAUGGUUGACUUUUCUCUAUUGGGAAAAAUAUUUUUCCAUGUAGAAAACUCCUAUUUCUGAAGAUGAACCACAUUCUCUUCUUUAUUAGUUUUCUGUGUCGAGAGACUUGGUGGUGUGGGGUGAAAAAGCAUUUGAUUGAGCCCCAUCAGAGUUUGGAUUGGUAUAGUACAAAGAUCCCCUCACUCUAGUGAAACAUGCGCUGUCUAUGAGCCAUGACUGACUGUGUAAAGGAAUUCAAUCAGUUACCUGCUUAGGCACACACUUCUCCCUAGCUGUUGUGUUCACUGUAACGCAACACAAUAUUGUAUUGUACACACAGAAAACAUGUAUCUUGAUGUGAGCUUAAAACAUAUUUGCAGAAGUGGAAAGGAGGAAGGAGGAAUUAAGUCUUUAUGACCAAUGAACUGUCAUAAAUUAUGUUAGGAGGGAAAAACCUCUGCCUGCUUUGCCAAAUACUCUCUGCUGUUCAUGUCUAAAGAGUACUGGGAAGUGAGGAAGCACUGUUAAAAUGGUACAGGCUACUGCCAGCAAGGUGAUUUAGCUACCUGUUGGGGAUUGAAAUCACCUAACACAGUAUUGCCAGCUAGUCUGUUUUGUUGCUGAUGCUUCUGUCUUGGACCACUGUAUGAUAUUUGAAUAAAAAGCUGUUCAGCAAGAUCUCUUCACAUGACAAAACUGGGCUGGUCUGAGAGAGAGUUUGAAUUAUUGCUGGGACAAUAAAAGCCUCUGGUGAUCUUGCACUUUAGUGAAGCUACUUUUUCAUACCCUUUUAGGGAGCUUAGGAUCUGAAUUUCAGGCAGAGCUGGAAAAAAGUUAAUUGAGAUGAAAGAAAAACAGUUGUUUUUCAGUAUCAUCCUCAAUACUAAUUUUUGGUCAGGUUCAGCAUAAUUACUGAAAGCAAGUUUCCACUCUUCUUAUUUUGAAAAACAAGCCUGCAUUUCCACUGACUGUCUCUAACAAAUCCCUUUAAAAGGGCUCUUAUAUAUCUUUCUCUUUGUCAUGGGCAGGGUAAUCAAGAUGAUAAGCAGUUGGUAACUGCACAGGAUAAGUACUUUUGGCAGCAAGCAACUUAUUUGGUUAUCUACCAGGCAAUCCCUGGACCAAAGCCAAGGUUAUGAUAUCCUUUCUCCCUAAGUGCUGAGUACAUUUUGUAACACAUGUCCUUUUGUACCUUGCCAACAAGCAAAUUUAGCUGCUUUUUGUACAUGGGUGCUAUAAAAUUCCUCAAGUGCCCUGUACCAUUCUAAACUAGGAGAUGCCCAUCGGCCAUGUAGGAAACCACCUUUUGCAGUUUCACACUGACCUCAGUAACCCAGUAGAAGUAAUGUCUACUUCGAUUGGCAGCUGCUGGCAGCUGUUUUCCAGGUUAUCUAUACUGACCUUUUGCAUCACCUGCAAAUAUGGUAGGUCCUCCAUAAUUCCUGAUGUCAGGAAUUGACUGCCCUUUACUUUUUGUACCAUUUUUGUCUUUUCUAGCGAUUCAUGCCUUUUCAUGAUGUGGCAAAAGUAUGACAGCCUCAGUUUAGUCAUCCUAGAGUUCAGGCUUGAUUUGUUCUGGGACCCAUUUGUUUGUCUUCUUUGCUGUCCAUGGUAUCCUCAGCACUCUUCUUCAGCAUCACAUCUGAAAUGGGUUUUUCCCCCCUAUUGGCUUUCUUUACUGUCCAGCUUUCACAUCUGUACAUAGCGAUGGGGCCAUUCAAAAGCCAUGCUUGAUUAUAACUUGAUGAUCAUCACUUUAGUGUUCAGAAUUAUAUCUUUACAUUUUAGAAUCUUGUCUAGUUCUUUCUAUGGCUGACCUUCCCAUUCCUUAGUCGUCUUCUAAUUUCUUGACUGAAGUCUCUGUUCUGAUCAAUAUUUGAUCCAAGAUGUGGGACCUCUUUAUUUAUUUUUUUUCAUUGUCUAGGAUGAAUUCUUGAAGAUCUUCCAUGGUUAUUAUUUUUGUUUUCUUAAUGAUCAACAUUAAGCCUAACUUGGUACUUUUCUCCUUGAUCUUUUUCAGUAAAUGCUCUAGCAAAACCCAACAAUUGUCUUUGUUAAUUUUUGCUAGUAGUAUUGUGUUGUCUGAAUAUCUUAGGUUAUUAAUGUACCUUUCUCUGAUGUUCACUCCUCCUGCAUCUGCUUCUAAGCUUGCACUGUGUACUUUAUUUUAUACGUGUGGGUUGAAUAAAUAGGGUGAUAGCAUACAGCCUUGCCUGACCCCUUUUCCGAUUGGGACAAAGUCUAUUUGCAUAACCCAACCUAUUAGGAAGUGGAGUAGUCUGCUCAAGCCAGAAAGUCUUUGCUGUUAAAAUGUAAGAUACAACAAAAGGAAGGAAGGCAGCUAGAUUUAUGAAAUACAUACACUGUAUUUGUGGCAAUGAUUUUUAAAAUACUGCAAUUGAAGGCAUUUUUAAGAGGAUUGAAGUCUAAAAACAUUUUAGGUUUCAGAGUGUGUUUUGGCCUGUUCCAAAAGGGUUGCCAGUUGCCACAAAAUGCACACAAGUAUUCCACUGAUAGUGUUAUUAAUAAGAAUGUCUCCUAUGUCAGUACAGGCAUCGUAGGCAAAAGGGAUUUCAAAAGCCAUGCAAGGAAAGAGGCUAGCUGCAUAUUACAGCUGUAAAUGCCAGGAUACUAGUUCCUAUUUUAAACAAGCAGUUAAUUUUUAUCAGGGAAGGAAUGGAUACAGUUAUCAAAAAGGAAGUGAACUGGUUAGCGUGGCACAGUUGAAGGGUGGUGGUGGCAGUGGCGGCAAAAUCAAAGCUUAUAAGUCAGUGGAGACUUGGGAGAAAACUUUAUAUAGCUUAAAGAGAGCUGAGAUGCUGCAUUGUUUCCAGCCUAAUUUGAAUGUCUGCAACCUUUUGUCCUACAUUCCAUUUUAAGACUGAGCAAAAAACAGACUCUGUGAGUUUAACACCAGCUAGCUUUUUUUCUUCCCUCCUGUUUACCAUAUAGCCAGGACUGGACGCCUUCUGUUGUUUGCACUGCAAGUCCUACCAGACCUGGCCAACAUAGUCAGUUUUAUGAGGAAUGCUGGGAGCAACAGCCUAACAACAUGUGAAGGACUGCACUGUGCCAGUCAUGUUCUAGUCUGAUGAAGAGUUCUGGAGUAUUUGAAAGCUUGCACACUGUUUUGUGACCUUUGGUUUUAUCUAAUCAAUGUUCAUGUCUGGACAUGGAUUUUGUGCCCCAAGAGUCUGCAAGCAUCCAUCCACAGCCUAAUUCACUGCUGCACUGAAUGUGAACCAGUCAGUGCAAGGAUGAAUAUUUGUAUCAGCAUGAAAUCUGUGUGAUAAAAAGCCCUGCAGUAUAAGAAGUCCAAGAUUAUAAACAAGCACUAUGACACCACCUGCCUUAUUGUAUCUUACUUAAGGUGCUUUGACCUGCUCAAUUCUAAUCAGUUCUGCUGUUGACCAGUGCUUAUUUCCCUAUGUGUAUUAACUAUGCAUAAUCAGAUAUAGAAUCGCCUGUUGCUAAAAAUACUUUUUACCAAUGUCCCAGAAAUAUGAAGGCAAAAUUACACUUUAUUAAUGCAAUCAGCAAUUGUAUGGUUGGUGGAUUUCUUUUUUUAGAAAUGUAGAAAGUCCAGAUUCAGACAGGGGUCCCCAUCAGAUAUCCUGAUUAAGAUUGCUUCCACAGCUGUUAUUUGCACUGGAAAGACUACUUCCAUAGGCAUCAACUGAGCUGUUGGCUAUCCCUGUUGCCUAGUGGGGCCAGGACAGAAAACCUUUCGUUCUGUAUCAUUAGUUCAAUAUAAUUCUGCAUUUAUAAUGAGCACGGUUAUUUUAUAUCACACUUUUUCUGUUCUAGUAGAUUUCAGAGGAAUAUAAGGUGCAUCCCUAAAAAUGAAUGAAGUUCAGAUGUAGCAUCUAUUUGUUGGCUGUACAAAUAAACCACUCCAUUGUCUAAAAUUUCUUACCUUAUGAACGAAAUGUUCUUAAUAUAUAUUUUGUCCACAAAGCACCAUCAAGUCCUGGUCACUGUGAGGGACCAAGUAUAUGUGCACGUCUGAGUGUGUGUGCGCGUGGGUAAAGAUAGUUUGUGUAGAUAUGUGACUGUAGAGUUGACGUUAUAAUAUUGUCACCUUGACAUGUGAGGAGAUCUGCAGCUCCUCUGCUUGCCACUGGAGGAAAAGCUAAUGAAUUGUGUCAACUUACUUUAUAACUCAACAACCAAGAACUCUCACUCCCAAAUGGUCACAUGUUUGUUAUUGUUUUUCUGAACCUGAAAUAAAAAAAUCCUUUAGACUGAA
Molecule: messenger RNA, 8304 nt
Organism: Sceloporus undulatus (fence lizard)
Lineage: Eukaryota; Metazoa; Chordata; Lepidosauria; Squamata; Phrynosomatidae
Gene: SLC1A4
Product: solute carrier family 1 member 4
Exons: 8
Coding region: 213-1163 (316 amino acids)
Biological process (GO): L-glutamate transmembrane transport; L-serine transport
Cellular component (GO): plasma membrane
Molecular function (GO): symporter activity; L-alanine transmembrane transporter activity; L-aspartate transmembrane transporter activity
Source: RefSeq, a predicted model, not a curated record